Menidia menidia (Atlantic silverside) is the source of this 3010-nucleotide messenger RNA. Lineage: Eukaryota; Metazoa; Chordata; Actinopteri; Atheriniformes; Atherinopsidae. The record is from the annotation of a GenBank genome assembly.
CGCCGGCGACGCAGUGGCGCGAAACCUGCUCAGUUGUGCGGUUUGACGUGUUGGAAGCACGUACUCCCGAACCGUGUACCCAGUGAGUUAUUUUCAAAUAAAACGAAUAAACGCGAACAAUGGCAACCGACGUGGUAGAUGACCAGGAGAUGAGAGAGGCCCAGAGGGAAUAUCUGGACUUUCUGGACGACGACCAGGAUCAGGGGAUUUAUCAGAGCAAAGUCCGGGACAUGAUCAGCGAGAACAAAGCCCGACUCAUCGUCAACAUCAACGACCUGAGAAGGCGCAACGAGGCCCGGGCUUCAAAACUUAUGGGCAAUGCGUUCGAGGAGCUGCUGGCGUUCCAGCGGGCUCUCAAGGAUCUGGUGGCCUCGGUGGACGCCACUUACGCCAAGCAGUACGAGGAGUUCUUCAUCGGCCUGGAGGGCAGCUUCGGCUCCAAACACGUCUCCCCCAGGACGCUGACCUCCCGCCUGCUGGGCAGCAUGGUGUGCGUGGAGGGCAUUGUCACAAAAUGUUCUCUGGUACGCCCCAAAGUUGUACGCAGUGUCCAUUACUGUCCGACCACUAAGAAGACAAUGGAGAGGAAGUACACAGACAUGACCUCCCUGGAUGCUUUCCCCUCAAGUGCCAUUUAUCCCACUAAGGAUGAAGAAAACAAUCCUUUGGAGACAGAAUUUGGUCUGUCCAUCUACAAGGACCACCAGACGAUCACGGUGCAGGAGAUGCCGGAGAAAGCUCCUGCUGGUCAGCUCCCUCGCUCUGUGGACAUCAUCCUGGACAACGACUUGGUGGACCUGAUCAAACCAGGAGACAGGGUACAGGUUGUGGGAACGUACCGCUGUCUGCCUGGCAAGAAGGGAGGAUUCACCUCCGGCACUUUCAGGACCAUCAUGAUAGCAUGCCACGUUAAACAAAUGAGUAAGGAGGUGUCUCCGCAUUUAUCUGCUGACGACGUGGCUAAAAUCAGAAACUUCUGUCGCAAUCGCUCCAUUAAUGUGUUUGACCAGCUUGCUCGCUCGCUGGCUCCCAGCAUCCACGGCCACGAGUACAUCAAGAAAGCCAUCCUGUGCAUGCUGCUGGGAGGGGUGGAGAAGGUGCUGGAGAAUGGCUCCCGCAUAAGAGGAGACAUCAACAUCCUGUUAAUCGGUGACCCGUCGGUGGCUAAAUCCCAGUUGCUUCGUUACGUACUUCACACAGCACCCAGAGCCAUCCCCACCACUGGACGAGGCUCGUCCGGUGUCGGUCUGACCGCUGCUGUCACAACCGAUCAGGAGACGGGCGAGCGUCGUCUGGAAGCAGGUGCCAUGGUGCUGGCAGACCGUGGCGUCGUGUGCAUUGAUGAAUUCGACAAGAUGUCCGACAUGGAUCGCACGGCCAUCCACGAGGUGAUGGAGCAGGGCCGCGUCACCAUUGCCAAGGCCGGCAUCCACGCCCGUCUCAACGCGCGCUGCUCGGUGUUAGCUGCGGCCAACCCUGUUUAUGGCAGGUACGAUCAGUAUAAAACCCCCAUGGACAACAUCGGCCUCCAGGACUCCCUGCUGUCACGUUUCGACCUCCUCUUCAUCAUGCUGGAUCAGAUGGACCCCGAACAUGACCGCGAGAUUUCCGACCACGUGUUGAGGAUGCAUCGCUACCGCGACCCACGCGAGCAGGAGGGAACAGCCAUGGCUUUGGGCGGAUCAGUGGACGUCCUGACCACAGAAGACCCAGACUCCAUAGCAGAUGAGCAGGAGGAGCUGCAAAUUUAUGAGAAACACAACAACCUGUUGCAUGGAAGCAAGAGAAAGAAGGAUAAAAUUGUCAGUAAGGAGUUCAUGAGGAAGUACAUCCAUAUUGCCAAGGCUGUCACACCUGUACUGACAGAGGAGGCAGCCAAUCACAUUGCAGAGGAGUACUCGAGGCUGAGGAGCCAGGAGCAGAUGGGAUCUGAUAUUGCCAGGACCUCCCCAGUGACGGCCCGUACCCUGGAGACUCUGAUCCGUCUUUCGACUGCACACGCCAAAGCCCGCAUGAGCAAAGCCGUGGAGCUGGAAGACUCUGAAGUUGCGGUGGAGCUGGUCCAGUUUGCUUACUUUAAAAAGGUCCUUGAGAAAGAGAAGAAGCGCUCUAAGAGGGAUCGUGACUCUGGUUCAGAGGAUGAAGAGGAGGAGGAGACGGUCACACAGCCUUCACAGAAAACUCAGAGGAAAAGGGGGCGACGUGGCUCUCAAAGCGGGGAGCCCUGCAGUCCAUACGACUUUAGUGAAGAACAUGACGUCCCUGAGAUUCAGGCUGGCACCCCAAAACCAGCUAAGGCUCAGCAAGCGGACGAGCCAAUGGACGCCACUUCACGGGUUGAAGCAGCUGAGCUGUCAGCGGAGAGACUAAAGGAGUUCAAGUCCUCGCUGUUUGCGGUAUUCCAGUCUGCUCAUGCCCAGUCGGUGAAGAUGACAAUGCUGAUGGAUGACAUCAACAAGGGCCGAGAAAGUUGCUUUACGGAGCCUGAAGUCCGCACUGCUUUGGCCCGGAUGCAGGACGAUAACCAGGUCAUGGUGGCGGAUGACAUUAUUUUCCUCAUCUGAGGAAGACUGAUGGGUUUGACUGUCACUAAAUCAGUCACAAAGAUUUUGCGGGAGUGAAAGGAAAAGAAAUUGAAAGUAUACUUUUCACCACAUAUUCAAACCUUUUUACUCAAUUGACACAUUCUUGUGUUUCCAGGCUGUUUUGUCAACUCAAAUGUAACUUGCCUAUCGCCAUCUUUGGUAAUGCUGUUUUAUUGUGGCCUUCAGAGGUAUAUUAACUCGUUUAUCGUAGCAAAACGUACUAUAAUGUCAUUAUCUUUAAGAUGCGAGUAGUUUAUUGUAGUUGAAAAGUAUUCAUUAAGCAAUAGAGAGAGUUGCUGUCACACCAUUGUAUGGACACAGUGCUGUAAAGUUACUCCAUUUUCUCUUAUCAGACUUGUAUAUAGUAAAGUUUGGAAUUAAAAUGUGGCUGUUUGUUAAAAUAAAUGUGGUUGAAUGUAACUAAA